Indicator indicator is the source of this 765-nucleotide messenger RNA. RefSeq names its product TNF receptor superfamily member 18 (gene TNFRSF18). NCBI's taxonomy places the organism in Eukaryota, Metazoa, Chordata, Aves, Piciformes, Indicatoridae. The transcript is spliced from 6 exons. The coding region runs from base 1 to 765 and encodes 254 amino acids. The record is from RefSeq and is a predicted model, not a curated record. Gene Ontology annotation, cellular component: external side of plasma membrane; plasma membrane. Gene Ontology annotation, biological process: negative regulation of apoptotic process; positive regulation of cell adhesion. Gene Ontology annotation, molecular function: tumor necrosis factor receptor activity; protein binding.
AUGGCUGAGCAGAGCAGGGGAGUUGCUCACUUCAAGCUUCAAGCUUGCUUGCUGCUGGUGCUGGGGCAGUGGGCACUGAAGACUGUGGCCACAUCGUGCCAGCAUGGAGAGCUGAGAGCCAUCAGCAAGGAUGAAGAGAAAUGCUGCCCCAAAUGCAGCUCAGGCACAGGAAACCACAGCCCAUGUCCAGACAUCAAGGACCACGACUGCAAAUGCAGCCAGGGGUACAGCUGUGCUGACAGAGCCUGCUUCUACUGCCUGGAGCUGCCUGAUUGUGAAGAGGGAGAGGAGCUGGACAGGCUUGGCACUGUGGACUUCACCUUCCAAUGCAAACCCUGUGAGAGUGGAACCUACUCCAACGUGAAGAACAAUUGGUGCCGCAACUGGACUGACUGUGAAAGUUCUGGGUUUCUAACAAUCAAGCAAGGCAACAGGACACACAAUGCAGUCUGUGGUCUGCCUCCUAAAGACCCUGAGCCAGCUCCUGGGAAAAGUCCCUCUCUCUACACCACCAUCCUGGCCAUCCUCAUUGCUGUGGCUCUCUUUGUGCUCAUCCUGCUGACCUUCCACUUGCAUUUCUGCAUCUGGUCCAUGAAUAAAGAGAAAUACUCCAUAGCUGAGAAUCUGGAACCUGACUUCCCAAGGCACCUGCUGCCUCCACAGCCAUCACACUACAGAGAGGAAACUUCCAGCUGCCAGUUUCCAGAAGAAGAACAUGGAGACAAAACAGCAGAAGAAAAGCUCUGCCCUUUCCACCUCCCAUGA